UUAAAGAGUGAUCAUCGCAUGAUCCAGUAAUCUGCAGGUGAGUUCUUUUGCGUGAUUGUGUGUGUUUGAUGGUGAAGUGUUGAAGAAGAGAAACAUGAUAAUUGCCGUUAGGUCUGAAGAGAUGGUUCUCGCGGAUGGUGAUCUCUCUGGAGAUUGCGAGGGAACAUCUUCAGUUGGUUAUUGAACUCGAUCGUGAACAGAUCGAUUGAGAUGUUCCGGGUUAUUGUGAUUGUUGCUUUGGUGGCUGUGGCUGUGGCAUCUCCUCUGGCCAGGGAUGCUGCAGAAUCCUCAACUCCUGCGGAUUCUGGGACAGUUCAGGAGCAGGAGAGUCCGGAGAUGCCUGAGAAGCCAGGACUGGAAGAACCAAAGCCAACGGCGGAGCCAGAGAAACCUGGAGAGGAAGCUCCUGCCCAGGAGCCAAAUCCCGUCGAACUGAAGCCUCCUCCGUACAUGCCAGAACUUCCUCAUAGGCCAACAAUGGAUGGGAAUCGUCGAGUGAUCUUCUACGAUCAGCGUCAAUCCGGGAAGUACAAUAUCCGAGCAGAUCUCGAUAAUUUCAUGAUCCUCGUGAUUCCGACAUCUCCCUCCUCUCCGGCCAUGUCUGGCGCCUCCAUCCUGGACUUCCUGUCGCGCGGAGCCAUGAGGAGGAGCCAGGCUAAGCAUGCGCCGAAGCGGAAGAAGGGAACAAAGAUCCACAAAGUCAGUGUAGUGAAAAAUGAUCCCAUUGAGGAUCACGCUAUUGAGAUUCCCAAGGAUUCCCCCAUCCACACAAUCCCACCCCAAUCCACAGCAGUGGAUCACUUUAUUGAGGGCAGGACACCAUACAAAGUAGACAUCUCCAGUACGGCACGGACAGACCCUGAAGCCAGGAUUGACUUGAUGCCAGCCGCCAAGACGCCAGUUCUGAGGAUUAUCCGGCCCGAGGAGGCAAGAACAGGUAAUUUGUAUAGAUCGUGGUCAUUUCCUGGACCCACAUCGUCCACCAUCACCUUCCGCAACGCCAAAUCCCUGCCCACAUCCGCCUCAGGUCAACUGGACAUUGCCACAAAUUCCGUUGCCACCAGUCUCUUCCCCUCAUUCGAUUCUUCCCCCCAACCCGAUUCCCAGGAUGAGGAUCUGCCCGAUGACACGAGAUCUUCCUUUGACAGCCUGAACGUGGGCAAUGUGGACGCCUUUGGGGUGCCGGACAAGCAGUACAAUGAGGAUUGGGAGUGGAAGUUGCUGGGGGCGCAGGAGCAAUGUGGACCGGACAGGAAGAGGGACAGCUAUGGCAUUUGCCAAUUUGUUCCCACAUAGAAACCCUAUUGAGGAUCUUUUCUUUUAGUUCUUUGCUGCUAUUUUCUGUAAUCGAUAAGACUUGAAUAAAAUUAAUUUCCUAACUUUC
Messenger RNA from Phlebotomus papatasi, 1384 nucleotides. RefSeq lists its product as uncharacterized. Lineage: Eukaryota; Metazoa; Arthropoda; Insecta; Diptera; Psychodidae. The transcript has a single exon. The record is from RefSeq and is a predicted model, not a curated record. Bases 211 to 1296 code for a protein of 361 amino acids.